Messenger RNA from Nothobranchius furzeri (turquoise killifish), 1680 nucleotides. It is a transcript of the gene qng1, whose product is annotated as Q-nucleotide N-glycosylase 1. NCBI's taxonomy places the organism in Eukaryota, Metazoa, Chordata, Actinopteri, Cyprinodontiformes, Nothobranchiidae. The record is from RefSeq and is a predicted model, not a curated record.
UAGCGCUUUUGGUAUUUGCUAAUAUGCUAAAUUCGUUAACGUGUGGAGCAGUUUCCUUUUUUUAUGAAGAGCUUUGAUUGGUUGGUGUGCAAGUCACGAGCUUGUGAACGGAACUCUGAUUGGUAAAGGGCUGGGACUGGAGCGAGUCGACUGGGGGUGGUUUUCAAGCCAGAGCCUUUUGCAACAAGACACCGCUUAGGUUCCUCACGGUUAGUUUUCGCCUGUUUCGUGCGGUUGAACAUUGUUUAUCUGCUCCACCCAUCAUGGAGAAACCUCUGUGUCCCAGAGAGUCAGGGCAGUUUGUGUCAGAACACAGUCGAGAUGUGUUUAUUGAGGAAGGAGGAGUGCAGGAGGUGGCGGAGAUGCUCUACCGCCUCCGACACAGUGAAGCCCUGACAGCCAGCGGAUGGAAGAAGGCAAAUCCAUUGGCUCUGUUGCCAACAUCAGACCAGGCCUUAAACUGGGUGUUUGUGGUCGACACCAUGAACUUCUCCUUUUGGCCUGAGAAGGAAGCUGAGCAGUGUGAGGUGACCUAUAAAGGCACGACUUAUACGGGCUACAUGACCCUGUGUGCCUCCAUCACCAGGGCCGUGGAAGAAGGUGUACCAAUUACUGAUCCCAAGUACUUCUCCCAGAUGAGCGUGGAGGAGUUGGGACUUGUCCUUCGAUCAGACAAUGAAACAGCCAUGCCCAUGCUUCAGGAGCGCCACCAGGCUCUGACUGAGGGCGGCCGCGUACUGCUGGAACAUGGGGGAAGUUUUCGGAGUUUCAUCAGCCAGGCAGGAAAUGACGCCCAGAAGAUGGUGGAGCUCAUUGUGGAGAAGAUCCCGUCCUACAGGGAUGAGGCUACGUAUGAGGGCAGAAGGAUCUCUUUCUACAAGCGAGCUCAGAUCUUAGUGGCAGAUUUCUGGGGUGUGAUGGAGGCCCGGGGAGAGGGCAGCAUCACUAACAUGGACUGGCUCACCAUGUUUGCAGACUACAGGGUUCCUCAGGCGCUCGUCUACUUGGGAGUACUAAGAUACUCGGACGCGCUGAUGCAAGUACUGAAGAACGGUGAACUGCUGCUUUCUGGAGACCGGAGAGAAGUUGAGAUCCGAGGUUGUUCCAUUUGGUCCGUGGAGCUGAUCAAGGAACGCCUUCAGAAGCUGGUGCAGGAAAGAGAUGGACAGACUUGUGACAUCAACGCCACUGUCAUCGACUUCUACCUGUGGCCUUUCGCCAAGGAGCACCACAAAGAGAUGGCUCACAUUCCCAUUCACCACACUCGCUGUAUUUACUACUGAUACUGAUGGGAGCAAAAUAGACCAUAAAUCACAGGUUGCUACUUUUGGCACAGAUUCCUGUAUUUCUGAGAUGAAACGAGCUUUACUGUAGCUGUAAUUAAAGCUGUUAGGAUGGUACAAACAGCCUGUUAAGUCAAAACCAAUUGAAAUGUUGUCUGUAUGAUAUAGAAUGAAUACAUUACACUAUAACAUAAUUGUGUUUUGACUUUAAUAAGACACAUCCAUGUCAGAACAUUUAAAAUAAAAUGUGGUUCUCAGAUUGUGUAUGUGUUGGAUUUGAAGUGAACGCUGCAGUACACUAAUAAGAAUAUUUCCAUGACAUGACAAGGUGAUUGGAGGAUAACUCCCACAAAGGUUGUUUGUUUCAAAUUGUCAAAUAAAAAUAAAUCUAGUUUAA